Molecule: messenger RNA, 5100 nt
Organism: Micropterus salmoides (largemouth bass)
Lineage: Eukaryota; Metazoa; Chordata; Actinopteri; Centrarchiformes; Centrarchidae
Gene: siah2l
Product: seven in absentia homolog 2 (Drosophila)-like
Exons: 4
Coding region: 290-1591 (433 amino acids)
Biological process (GO): proteasome-mediated ubiquitin-dependent protein catabolic process; multicellular organism development
Cellular component (GO): cytoplasm
Molecular function (GO): ubiquitin protein ligase activity; ubiquitin conjugating enzyme binding; zinc ion binding
Source: RefSeq, a predicted model, not a curated record
GUUUAUUUAUUUAUUUUGUAUUUACGUGUUGGUUUACAGAUAAAACCAAAUCAGGCUUUAUAUAAAAUCGGAUAAAUUCGGAAUAUUUGAUGAAAUAUUCCUUUUUUAUGCCGUGCAGCUGAUUUGCAUAGAGACACGACUCCACUCUCUGAUUGGCCGAGCGCCCUGUCAAUCUAUGACGCAGCGUCCAAUCACAGCGGGCGCAGACGCCAUGUUGUGUCUCCGGGGGCCCGGGAACGACGUCCGGUAGUAAACAGUAGAUGACGUUGGGAGACGGACCGCAGCUGCCAUGAGCCGUCCGUCCUCAGCCGGAGCCGGAGCCGGAGCCGGGGGUGGAGGACUCGGGUCCGGGGCCGGGGGUGGAGGACUCGGGGCCGGAGCCGGGGGUGGAGGACUCGGGUCCGGGAAAGCAGGCGGAGGAAAGGGUUCGGGGGGCGCCGCUGCCGCCGCCGCCACCACCGCAGCAGCAGCAGCAGCGGCCGCCGCAGCAGCGGCAGCAGCGGCCGCCGGUGUGUGCUCUGUGGCCGCGUCCGGCUCCGCUGCCCCUUCCUCCGCUGCGUCCCUCAUCUCGGUCGGCUUGCCCGGACAGUCCCCGGAGCUCACGGCGCUGUUCGAGUGUCCGGUAUGCUUCGACUACGUCCUGCCGCCCAUCCUGCAGUGCCAGGCGGGUCACCUGGUCUGCAACCCGUGCCGCCAGAAGCUGAGCUGCUGUCCGACCUGCCGAGGCCCGCUCACCCCGAGCAUCCGGAACCUGGCCAUGGAGAAGGUGGCCUCCACGCUGCCGUUCCCCUGCAAGCAGUGUGUGUGUGUGUGUUCGAUGCUGUGUCCGGCCUCCUGCCUGCCCCUCCUCAGGGAGCUGGCUCAGUGGCGCUGCCUGCUGGGCUGGCACCGCCACCACCACGGAGUCGGUUCAGCUAGCGCCACAGGGCUAACCGCUAACGCAGGACAGCAGCAGCAGCAGCAGCAGCAGCAGGGGUUGGAGGUCAGGGGCCGAGCCGGUCGCCCUGUCGGCCGCACCAAACCGCUGCCGGGCAGCCAGUACUCGUCGGCCGGCUGCCUGCUGACUCUUCACCACAGCGAGAAGCCCGAUCACGAGGAGGUGUGCGAGUUCAGGCCAUACACCUGUCCGUGUCCCGGAGCUACCUGCAAGUGGCACGGCUCGCUGGAGGCCGUCAUGCCGCACCUGAUGCACGCGCACAAGUCCAUCACCACGCUGCAGGGAGAGGACAUCGUCUUCCUGGCGACGGACAUCAACUUGCCGGGCGCCGUUGACUGGGUGAUGAUGCAGUCGUGUUUCAGCCACCACUUCAUGCUGGUCCUGGAGAAGCAGGAGAAGUACGAAGGCCACCAGCAGUUCUUCGCCGUCGUGCUGCUCAUCGGCACCCGCAAGCAGGCCGAGAACUUCGCCUACCGCCUGGAGCUCAACGGCAACCGGCGCCGGCUCACCUGGGAGGCCACGCCGCGCUCCAUCCACGACGGGGUGGCGGCCGCCAUCAUGAACAGCGAUUGCCUGGUGUUUGACACCUCCAUCGCGCAUCUGUUCGCCGACAACGGCAACCUGGGGAUCAACGUCACCAUCUCCAUGUGCUGAGCGGGGGAGCGGCGUUAACGGCAGUCACACAGAGGACGCCACAACGGAGACACAACACAGGAUCAGUGUGGGAGGCGUUGAGCUCACCUUCUGACUCGUGUUGAGCGUUUACAGGGACGUCCUGUGGUGGUGCAACAUUUGAAGCUGCUGAGAGACAACUUCUCAAAUAAUCGCCACGGAAAGGCGAGCGCCGCCCUGAGUAAUGUCUGUUUGGGGCACCGGAGGAAAAGAGGAAGAGGAGAGCAUCAGGCAGAUCGGGCCUGCUGCUUCAGCCGCCGCCUGUCCACGGCGGGACAUCUGGACGCCGGGUUUUAUUCUUUUCCGCAACACGAGCCUCCGUCGGCCUCAUCAGACUCCCUGUCGGCCCGACUUGUUCUCAAUAUUCUGAUCUUUGCAGGGAAACGUUGGUGUUCGUCAGCUGACCUGUAACUGGGUUAGAGGAGGCAGCAGACACACUUUCAAUCCUGUAAAAUGUUCUUCUCUGUGUGAAUCCAUUCUUAAAGAAACUAAUCUGAGGGGCUGCUGGCAGUUACAGUGAAGCAGAAUAAUGUGAACUCGCAUCCUCAUCUACUUAGUGCUUUAAUGAGCCGGGCUGAGCGGGAGGUUGCUGGUUCAAAUCCCCGCCGCGGUCUGUAGGACGGGGACUGACCGCGCUCUUCGGCAGACUCGUCUCACAUUUUUGGAGGUCGGCGUUCGACCUUCGCUGAGCUGUUAAUCCUUGAUUCUUCUUUAAUCUCAGAUAAAAGCAGCGAAAUGGAGGAGUAAUCCGCCUGUUCAGCCGCCAGCGCCUUACUUUUCUACCGCCAACCUCUUCUUCCUGUUCAGGCUCAUCCUGCCCGGGGAGCUCCAGCUGGGACGCUUCACCACAGAGACACAAAGGACGGACAUUUUAAAAGAAGAAGGACAUUCCUCGUCUCUAAACCUUUGUAGCGCCUGACCAGGAAGAAACCGACUUCACUGCAUACCUCUGACCACAGACACGUCUGUAAGUGAACCGCUAACCCCUCAGACCUCGGCGGUGUUUCCUCCUCCGUCACCCCCGAUGGAGACGACGUGAAGUUUAACGACAGUAAAUCGGAUAAAUUUCAAAGACUCAUCUGCCUCCGCAGCCUGCACUGUAACAGAAGCUAGUUGUGCGUUCACACUGCAGGAAGCUCUCGCCAAAUGUUCGUCGGCCUCUUGCUUGGUCUCUCUCUUCUUAGCUUCCUCUUCAGUCUCUUCACCUCUGCUGUUAGCUAACGUUACGUCCGGUUGUGUUGCCCGCUCGCUCGCUCGCUCGGCGGCGGCCGCAGCAGCAUGAUGUUGCUUGAAACUUGUAGUGGCGAGUUAGCCAACAAAGCUAAUCAGCAACAGACGCAGGAGCACUUAAUGUUACAGAUGUCAGAAUCCUUCGAAGUAGCUCACAAUGCACACAGUAUAAGCUUUGCUGCAAGAUAAUAUUACUACAUAAUGUUGCUUUAAAGAGUAACUUUGGUUUUUAACCUGAGCGAGCGAGCGCGCUACAGUGAAACAGGGCUGCAACGUAAUCCUUCUGUCAAAAAGUUUAUUUUUGCUGCUUUUAUUGUUAUUACAAGUUUUUAACAUUAUGGGAAGGAUCCCUACAGAGAGAGACAAUUAUAUAAAGAUCCUUUUUGUUUAAACAAACAGUUUCUAUAUCGCUUUUGUCAAAGCCGCCAGACUCCAUUAAAACAAAAAGUAAUUUUAUCUCACUGCCUCGAUUAGUGUUUGUGUUAUUGUGUUACUUUGGUGUUUGUAACCCUUUAAAACACCAAAAUAACAACUAACCGACUGAGGCAGAGGUCGACCAGCAGCCCCUGUGUUCUGAGGUAGAACUUCUGUUUUUGUGAAGGGAAUCUGGCCAGAGUUUGACAGCAAGACAGAAAGGAUCCCUACAGAGAGAGAGACCUUUUCUUAAAGAGCAAGUUCCUUUUUGUUGAACCAGAAACAGUCACUAUGUUUGACCUUAUUAUUCACUUAGAUGCAGAAACACAGGAAAGGGUCCAGAUUGAAACAAAGGUUCCCUUUAGAUCAGAUUGGCUGCAGUGUGAACGCACACCGCUAUUUUCACUGAAUAAUAAACAGAGGAAACGCAGCUCUAUGAUAAUCACACUUCCACUUUACAACCCGCCGACUUUCUACGAAAUGUUUUAGAAUAUAUGUAAAUGAAGAAAUAAUGAUGUAUAUUUUCUAGAAACAAAGACAUGAUUUUGUUUGAUCGUUUCGCUGUUUUCGGGUGUUUCUGGCAUUUGUUGUUAAUUCUGUUGCUGCAUUGUCUCACCUCAACAUCUGUACUGAUACACCAGAAGGACGGAGAAGGAAACCAGGGACUCGCAUCAUAAACUACUGCUCACAUUUUCCAAAACGUGAAGAGAGGUGAAGCUGGAGGUGCGUUCAAGUCCUGCACGGACAUGAAACACUCCUGGUUGACCAUCAAAAGCGCCUACAUUAGUGCAAAAGAAGAACUCGUUGUUUGAUUUAAACUCAAAAGGUAAAACAAGCCUGUGGGCAUUAAAAAAAACUGAAGCUAGGACUCCCAUGGUGCAUUUCACUAACAAACGUCCAAUCACGGAGCUUCACAUUCGUUUAAAUCCGCCUCUGACGGUGAGCUGAAGCUAAAAACAACACCUGUCAUUUAUUUAGUAACUAAUACCUUCACAGCAAGAGCAGCUGAGGCUCAUGGGUAUUGUAGUAUUUAAAGUAAUCCACAAAACAACUUGACACAAAUUAUUAAAUCUGAUGAUCAGAACAAUAUUAUAUAAUUAAUUAUGUUAUACGUGGUUAACACUUUUUUACAAGUCUGUUAUUUCUGGAUAAUUUCCACUCAUUUAGUUUGUCUACGGGAAAGAAAACAAGUUAACAUGUACAUUUCCAGGAAUUAAUGAAUAUUUACUUGAGUUUUGACUUUUAAGGAAAUUUGUAUUUAGCACCAAAUCCCAGCGUUCUUUACAGCAAACGUAUUUUUAAUUAUUAUUCAGAAAAUAAAGACCUCUAAAAUACCAGUGUUACAAAAACAUUGUUUAGCUUUAAGAAGAUUUUCCUCAUUAAUAUGUGAAGGUAGGGCAGAGCGAUGAUUACCAGGAUAAAUGUUAAAUCAUUAUUUCUUUCAGAUUAAAAGCAUGAUUUUUGCUCCCGAGUGAAAGUUGAAGAAACCAGAUGGUUAAUUCAGAACAAACACUUGAUGCCAAACGGUGGAUCACUUCACAAUCUGAGGCAGAACAUUCAGAACUAUUCUCGUAAAAUCUUUUUUUCGUCAACAAAAUAAACAUCUUAAUAGAAAAAAUAAGUGCUGAUUCAUUUGUGAUUCAAAUAAAUUAAACAUUCUUUAAAACAUGUUUUAUUGUUAAGAAUAAAUAUAUGGUGAAAGUUAGUUUUAUUGGCCAGCUCUAUGUGAAGGUGAUCAGCUCGGUUAGCAUCUGACGAGCGACUGGUGUCGUCACAGUUUUCAUCGUUGAUCUGUGUUCUGCUCAGUUCUGUGAUGAUUAUAUAAUAAAUUGGUGCAGUUUUCUAUA